This is a messenger RNA of Penicillium manginii, 960 nucleotides long. RefSeq lists its product as uncharacterized. Lineage: Eukaryota; Fungi; Ascomycota; Eurotiomycetes; Eurotiales; Aspergillaceae. Bases 1 to 960 code for a protein of 319 amino acids. The record is from RefSeq and is a predicted model, not a curated record. The transcript is spliced from 2 exons.
AUGGCAGACUCGAAGCAGGACGCCAAUCCGCUGCCCCCCGUUUACUCGUCGACGGCCGAUCGGCCCCCACCGUCGACCUCCACAUCCACAUCCAGCCCGGGCCUCCUCUUCCAACAGCAGCAGCAGCACCUUGCCAUAGACUACACCCAGUAUCGAAUCGCAGGUGCCGUCCUGCAAGAUGACCGCGUGGCGGUGGUAACGCGCGACGAACGCUUCAGCUGCGAUCCACACGCCCUCCUGCAGCUGAUGCACGAGCAGGCGCAUCUGCCCCCGAAGUUACUCCUGCAGAUACGCGGAUCGCAUUCCGUCUAUGGCGAGGUCAAGAGCGACUUCGAUCUCACCCUCAACCUGCUCCCGCUGCUGGUUUCGGACAGCGAACGCUGGUCGUAUCGCAAGCUCGACGGGGGCAGGAUCUCUGCCAACGGUGAACCGGUUCCCACGGCCGGAGCUGCGCCGGCGGAGUUGGAGAAGCUGGUCGUGCAGUACUGUGAGGAUCCCGCUCCGGUGAAAAGCUUCUCGCUCAAGCGCCGCGUGGUCAACUUCGACCAAGGCAGCCUGGAGGGCCUGAUCCGCAACACGAUCGCCACGACGCGGUACCGGGGCGCCCUGGAUAUCAGCUUUCCCGCCACCUUUGCAGAGGUGGUCGUCCAGCAGGGGUCGCCCAGGAUCUCAUUCAAGGACCUCUUCUACUGGAGCGCACAGCCCCCUGCAAAAAGGGACCCCACGAAGCGCUACGAGUGCAUCGAGGUAAUCUGGCCGUUCGCAAAUGUGCCAGCCAAUGAGGCCGGACGACGGUGUGCUGUGCAGAGCGAGCAGGACUGGUGGGCCGGCUGGAGGGACGCGGUGCGAAGCGCUGUCCUCGCCAGAAGACACGGCAAUGUCACCAUGGAGGAACGUGUGGAUGUUGCGAUGGGGGUGGCCUUGCCUGAGCCGGGCAAGGACUGGGGUGUUCCAAAGUGA